AUGCUCAGUCGACGGAUGGUUUUUGGCUUGGGCAGCCUCAUUCUGGCUGCUGGAGGCAGUUUUCUUUAUCAUUUGAAGUGUGAUCUACGAUAUGGGGUGCCUUCCAAGAUUCUGUUCUUGCCUGAAGUCUCGAUCUUUCGAGAUACGUUUGUCAAUGAAGAUUCCGUACCAGCGUAUCUUGAAUUUCUCUUCCUUCGAAUGUUGACCUGCUUCCGGACAUCAUAUUUCUCAUCGACAAGUGGAGGUAUACUAGUAGGUGUCAACAGCAAGGCAGAACAAAUGCCACACUAUAUUCUCGACUCCAAUUCAACAACGCGUCCGAGGGGGACGGCAGUGGACAAGCUUGCAAAGUCACUGGUGGGCAUGAGCGACGAGAAGACACCCAGCCCUGAAUGCAAAGGUAGCGAGAAAGACCUUGCCACGAUAUAA
Molecule: messenger RNA, 429 nt
Organism: Suillus bovinus
Lineage: Eukaryota; Fungi; Basidiomycota; Agaricomycetes; Boletales; Suillaceae
Exons: 7
Coding region: 1-429 (142 amino acids)
Source: RefSeq, a predicted model, not a curated record